GGAUGUAGUCAUUCAGGAAAACAUGGCGGCUUCGAAAAACACAAACAUCCCAGAUUAUGAAUACACUGAUGUGAACACCGACAUAUUUCAUAUCGACUCGUUCAGGGCCGAGUGGCUGAACAGACUGCAUCCCGGGGACUUCUCCUACCAGCCGGGGGACCAGGACUCCUCUGACGCUCUCUUCGCGGAGGAGAUGGGCAUCAGCGCGGACACCAUGGCUGAGCUCAAGACGGUCUGCAGUCUUGAUUCACUUCGUUGCCACCCGGAGGAUCAGCCUCCUGAUACAGACGUCGUUCCUCCAGACCCGACGCUGAAGACACUAAUACAAAGAAAGAAGAAACAAGAUUACAGAGAUACUCGGAAAAUCAGCAAGAAUAGACACGACCUCUACGCUGAUGAACUGGAGCGUUUAACUUUCGGUAAGAAAUCAGAGACACUGGAUGACAUGGUCCCUGAAGGAGAAAUCCUUCUCAACGUCAACGUCUACUACCCGGCUAUUUUUGAGAAAUUUACCCAUGUCAGACCCCACAUCACCAUGCUGAUGAUGGGCUCCCACACGUUGGCAGAGCUCAGGGAUGCCAUCUGCUGCGUCAGCGACUUGCAAGUGUGCGGAGAGUUCAGUAACACGCCGGACAUGGCUCCAGACUUCAUCAGCAAGGAUCAUUUCAAGUCAGCUUUCUUUUAUUUCGAAGGAGUUUUCUAUAACGACAUGAGAUAUCCCGAGUGUCAGGACACCAGUAUAACUACCAUUGAAUGGGCAAAGGACCGCAACUUCCCAACGUACACCCAGGCCAAGAUGGAGGACACACGAUUUGUGGAUCUGAAGAUAAAAGUGGGCUUCCCGUACCUCUACUGCCAUCAGGGAGACUGCGAACACCUCGUCAUCAUCACAGACGUCAGACUGACCCAUAAGGACGACUGCCUGGACAAGAAGCUGUAUCCUCUGCUCACACACAAGCACAGGGUCUCCACCCAGAAGUGUGCCGUCUGCCACGUCUACAUCGUAAGAUGGGUUACUACCAAUGACCGGUUUGCUCCCAGCAACCCGUGCCUCUUCUGUGAUAAGUGUUUCCGGAUGCUGCACUACGACACUGAAGGCAACAAGCUGGGGGAGUUCCAGGCCUUCCCCUAUGUGGACCGUGGAGCAUUUAACUAAGGCUGUUCGUGCUCAGAUCACUCAUAUAAUGCUGUAAAAUACAGUUAAUUGUUUUAUAUUUCAGAGAGAAAGUUUUGAAGUUAUGAAAAUGUAUUUUUUCAAAAAUUAUUGUUCAUUUUCUCGACUGUUAAUGCUUUGAUUUUCCGACUUGUGUAGAAUAAACAGUGACAUUUACUUGAAAUUCA
Molecule: messenger RNA, 1341 nt
Organism: Trematomus bernacchii (emerald rockcod)
Lineage: Eukaryota; Metazoa; Chordata; Actinopteri; Perciformes; Nototheniidae
Gene: snapc3
Product: small nuclear RNA activating complex, polypeptide 3
Exons: 9
Coding region: 23-1156 (377 amino acids)
Biological process (GO): snRNA transcription by RNA polymerase II; snRNA transcription by RNA polymerase III
Cellular component (GO): snRNA-activating protein complex
Molecular function (GO): core promoter sequence-specific DNA binding; RNA polymerase III type 3 promoter sequence-specific DNA binding; bent DNA binding
Source: RefSeq, a predicted model, not a curated record